Molecule: messenger RNA, 405 nt
Organism: Kwoniella mangroviensis CBS 8507
Lineage: Eukaryota; Fungi; Basidiomycota; Tremellomycetes; Tremellales; Cryptococcaceae
Exons: 3
Coding region: 1-405 (134 amino acids)
Source: RefSeq, a predicted model, not a curated record
AUGUCAAACCCACUCUUACGGGUCAUACUUUGCGGUAAAACCACUUCGGUAGGCAAAGCAGUAACAGCAGGACUCAAACCUGAAAUAGAGGUUGUCCGAUUCAUAACAUCCCUUGAAAGGCUCCCCAAGCCGAGCGAGGAAAUCAUCGGUACUCAGAAUUUCAAUGUCAAACCCGACGCAGUGAUGUUAGGGGGAGGGUAUGAUGCUUCCGAUGCUCAGAUCCUAGAUGGAGAAAAUAAGAUCCCCAUAUUUCUUGCGGAUAGGACAAAGCCUGCUCCUCCUCUUGCGACUGGGGAAUAUGGCACGGCGAUUCUGAAAAGGGCAAAAUAUGCUUUGUUAGAUUGGGAGAAGGAUACAAAGAGGGAGAGCGGGAGAACCCGAUUUGGUAUUGAUUGUUUGGGAUAG